Molecule: messenger RNA, 684 nt
Organism: Metarhizium album ARSEF 1941
Lineage: Eukaryota; Fungi; Ascomycota; Sordariomycetes; Hypocreales; Clavicipitaceae
Exons: 1
Coding region: 1-684 (227 amino acids)
Source: RefSeq, a predicted model, not a curated record
AUGUCGCAAGCACCUCCGACUCCCUUUUACCCCUCCAGUCAGGCCACACAGAAGACACCGCUGAACAUGCCCCAGCUGCCUUUGUACGAGUCGGCAUCAACCGCAUCUGAAGACGAAAUGAACUACGAGGGGAGCCAGGCCGCGGAUCCCCCCACGCCUCAGCCUUCUCGCGCGUCGUCUGCGUCUGGCCGUCAUGCCUAUCCGGAGCCGGAGCCGGAUGAAGAGCUCGACCAGCUGAAACGAGAGCAUGAGGAGCAAGGCAGAAAAAUCCAGGACAGGUCAGCCAAAAGGGUCAACGACCUACACGUCAAAGCCGCCCGGGACGUUCAGGCCUUGCUGGACUGUGUAGACGCAACUCGUGCACGCCUCAAGGACUGCCCUGUCAGCUUUUCUCUGACUCUGGCCACGGCCCAGCCGCAGCAAACCGUUCGCAGAGACGGCUACGACGGAACCUUGGACGCAGUGUCCCAGUUGCUGCAACGCUGCCGCACGAUAUUGCAAAACCCGCAGGCUGAGCCGGCUGAGCCGGCGGACUUGGAGCUUCUGACUGCUCCCUUCCCCAUGAAUGAACAACAAGACAUCGCGCAGCUCGUGGCUAACGCGUGCUUAAACUCAAAAAAUGAUGAGAAUUGGCCGUGGGACAACAACUACCAGGGAAAUUCUUUCUGUGCACUCCCACAAUGA